Molecule: messenger RNA, 1264 nt
Organism: Lycium ferocissimum
Lineage: Eukaryota; Viridiplantae; Streptophyta; Magnoliopsida; Solanales; Solanaceae
Product: polyubiquitin-like
Exons: 2
Coding region: 118-1053 (311 amino acids)
Biological process (GO): modification-dependent protein catabolic process; protein ubiquitination
Cellular component (GO): cytoplasm; nucleus
Molecular function (GO): ubiquitin protein ligase binding; protein tag activity
Source: RefSeq, a predicted model, not a curated record
UUUAAACUUUUAAUUUAAAAUAUAAGGUUUGAGAAAAAAACAAAAUUAGAAUUUCUUCUUCGAUUUAGUAACUUUUCUCGAAACUCACAAGGGAACAUUCAAGGUUGCAAAGGAUCAAUGGAAAAUCGCACGAGAAUAAGUGAAACUGAAGAAGAGAUAACCAUAUACUUGAAGGUCACUAAAACAGUCACUUUACAAGUUAAGGAAUCGGACAGUAUUGGCAAAGUCAAAUCUUUAUUACAUGAUAAGGAAGGCAUACCGGAAUGUCUGCAGCAGCUAUUUUUAAAAGGUAAUCAGCUAAUGGAUGAACAGAAGCUAGUCGAUUAUGGCAUUACCAAAAACUCCACCCUUAAUGCUUAUGUUGACGAUUCAGUCCCGAAGAUAUUUUUGGUCAAGCGACCCUAUACUAGAACUGCAAUCACGGUUUAUUCAAAGCUUUCCGAUACUAUCCAGGACGUCAAAUAUAGGGUUGGGGCCAAAGAAGGAAUAAAAUCCAAUGAAUUCUCUCUUAUUCAUGAUGGGAAGUUUCUUGAAGAAGACAAAGCCUUAGGUUUUUACAAAAUCGAUGGUGGAUCAACCCUUCAUAUGGUUUUCAAUCCUAGAUACAAAUUGCUUACUUCUGUGGUAAUGCCAAAACCUGAAAUCGUACAAAUAGAAGUCAACCUUGCCUUAAAUGUUCGUGAUGUUAAAACAAUUAUAGAGAGCAAAGUUGGCCACUCAAUAGAUGAUAUGGAUCUGUUUCUGGGAAAACAGAAACUGGAAGAUUCGAAGAAAUUAUAUCAGUAUGAUAUCGACGAAGACUCCUUGUUACAGGUGAAGCAUGCAACAAUACAGAUCUUUAUCAAGAAAUGGAGUGGUGGACUUAUAGCGCUAAAUAAUCUGCGGAGGGAUGACUUGGUCAAGAAUGUGAAGGGCAUGCUUGUAAAGAAGCUAGGAAUACCAGUUUAUAGGCUAAAGCUUGUGUAUCAGGGAAAAUAUUUAGAUGAUUCACGGGAUUUAGCUAGCUACGAUAUCGGAAAGGACUCAAUUUUGCAUUCUGUAUUUUCGUUUUAGAAAGGACUCACAUGUCUUUUGAUAUUUACGGAAUAUCUUUGUCUUGACGACUAUGGAAUUACAAAGGACACAGAGUUGGUAAUUGGAAGACGGUGAACUUUUUCUGUUUUAGAUUUUAGUAUACCUAGUCAGUUAAAUGAUUUGAAACUGAAAACCAAUGCACUGGUGUUCUUUUUUUCCUGUUAUCUGCUGUUUUUGCCUCUCUACAUAA